ACAGUAACAUGCACAGUGCUAGCCAUGGAUUCCACCAACUUCUGUUACAAAGCCUGCAAGCUUUGCGAAAGGGCUCUCCCCGAUCAUCCCCUAAAUUCAUCCUGCACAGCCUGCAAGUCUAAGUUCCCCGCCUCUUUCCCCUCCCACCAACACUUGUUUCGCCUCUUCUGUCAAUUGCAACCGAUACAAAGGUAAUGGUGGUGAUAUGCUUUGAUAGGGCUGCUAAAGUUUUGUUUGGCUGCUCUGCUCAUGAGUUCUUAGACUUCGCAAAGAUUCAUCCUUUUGCUGCUGAAAAUGCAAGUAAAGUUCUGGAGGGAGAGAUGCUCCAAAUGACUUUGUCAAAACCAAAGAAUCUGAAUGCUCAGCAUCUAAGAGCAGUGACCAUAGUUCCUUUAAGGUCAGGUUUCCAGCCUGUAAUUCAGGCCCUGAGAGAAUUGUAUGGUGCACAAGGUGGUCCUUAACCCGCCUUUCCAUUUAUUUUCUGUAUCUGUUUAGUUUCCCUACCAUUUCCAGGAUAGAAAUGCUUUUGUGAUAUCAUCAAUAAUGUCUGAGCAAGGAGAUCUUAUGCAAACCGUAUGUGUUAGUAGGAGUUUGAUCUUAUCAUCAAGUUUUUGUACUUUAAUAUCUUGGUACUAUAUCUACUGUUUAAUUUGUAUUAUUUUGAACUGUGCAGAUCAAUUAAAAACGUAAUUGGUUGUUUCUGUGGAACUUCUGUUAAUUGUGUGCUGAGAAUCAAUACAAUACAUAA
Molecule: messenger RNA, 748 nt
Organism: Rubroshorea leprosula
Lineage: Eukaryota; Viridiplantae; Streptophyta; Magnoliopsida; Malvales; Dipterocarpaceae
Source: the annotation of a GenBank genome assembly